Molecule: messenger RNA, 1662 nt
Organism: Adineta ricciae
Lineage: Eukaryota; Metazoa; Rotifera; Eurotatoria; Adinetida; Adinetidae
Source: the annotation of a GenBank genome assembly
AUGUCUUCAGUAAAUUCUCAUUUGAAAGAAAAUACUUCUUCUUCUUCUUCAUCGUAUCAACGAUAUUAUUUUGGACCAAGUCGUCUUUUAACAAAACGAAUUCAUUUAAAAUCUUUUGAUGGAACAUUAGAUUUUACAAUUACAGGUGGAAAUGAUGUUCAACCAAUUCAAAUAGCUUCAGUUGUUUGGGCAUCACAAGCGUAUUUACAAGGAAUAAGACCAGGAGAUCAAAUUAUAUCAGUGAAUGGAAUUUCCUUUCAACAAAAUAUCAAUUAUACAAAAGCUUUACAAAUCUUAUAUUCAACAAAUGAACUUGACAUAAUAAUUCGAACUCUUCGUAUAAAUUCACUUGAUGCUACUUUAUACGAUUGGUAUGAUCCUGUUCAACAACGUUCAACAUCUCCACCACCUGGAUCUUAUCUUUCUCUUGAUUCUCAAUUACCAUAUUUUGAAAGAACAAUUCGAAUUCAAGUUGAAAAAGGAAAACGUCUUGGUUUAGUUAUUCGUGGUGGUGCUGAAUAUGGUCUUGGUAUUUUCAUAUCUGGUGUUGAUAAAGGUUCUUUAAGUGAUCAAGGAGGUCUUUGUAUUGGUGAUCAAAUCUUAUCUGUUAAUGGAAUUGAUUUUCUUCAUAUAACACAUACAGAUGCUGUGCAAAUAUUACGAAAUGUUGAUGAAAUGAUAUUUCAUUUGAGACAAAUUAAUAAAUUACCUAAACCAAAAGAAGAAAUUCAAUUGAAAAGUCAAAUUCCAAUGCGAACAAAUCGAAUCAUCAAUUCGAAAAAGAAUUUUAUUGACCAAAUUCUCAAUGAAAAUGAUCAAAUUUUAAUGAAAAAGAAUUUAAAAGAUUAUUUAGAAGAAAAAUUGUAUUUAGAUGAAUUUGUCAAAUCAUUAUUAGAAGUUUUACAUAAACAAAAUCAACAAUUUCGAAUUGAAAUCAUCGAUUCAAUUCGAAAAUUUGUUCGUUCGAAUGAUUUGGAUCGAUUUGAUAUUCAAAUUUUAAAAGACGAUUUAAACACUUUAAAGUUAUCACAUGAACGAAUUUUACAUCAAUCUGUGACACCGUCCCGAAUGUCAAUGUCUUCACCAAUGAAUCAUUUGUCAAAAUCAGUAGAAAAUUUAACAGAUGAAAAGAAUACACGAUUGAUUCGUCCGAAAUCGUUGAUAUUUAAUAACGAAAUGAAUAAACCAAUUGAAACUGAAUAUUCUCCAUUGAUCGAAAGAAGAUUUCAGCCGAUUUCCAAUUCCAAUUCUUUAAGAAAAGCCAAAAGUCUUCAUAAUCUUCAUCAAUCGGAUCAAUUUUUAUUAUUUAACAAAACACAACGAAAUUUAAAUCUUCAACAAAUAAACAUAAUCGAUGAUUUUCUCAAAGAUUAUUCUUCACCAUAUCCAAUCACAAUUCAUAAAAUUCGUCCAACAUUAGGUGUUGCCAUUGAAGGAGGUUUUCAAGAUCGAAUUCCUCUUCCAAGAAUUGUUUAUAUGCAGCCUGAUGGAUGUGCGUAUAUUUCAAGUGGUCUUCGUGUUGGUCAUGUUAUCAUUGGUGUAAAUGGAUAUUCAAUGAAAGGUUUAUUACAUCGUGAAGCUGCUUUAUUCAUUGCAUCGACAUUUAAAGAUAAAUCGAGUUCACAUAUGGAUUUAUUAGUUGUUCAACCAUUGAAUGAAUAA